Molecule: messenger RNA, 711 nt
Organism: Bipolaris zeicola 26-R-13
Lineage: Eukaryota; Fungi; Ascomycota; Dothideomycetes; Pleosporales; Pleosporaceae
Exons: 3
Coding region: 1-711 (236 amino acids)
Biological process (GO): protein polyubiquitination; proteasome-mediated ubiquitin-dependent protein catabolic process
Molecular function (GO): ubiquitin conjugating enzyme activity
Source: RefSeq, a predicted model, not a curated record
AUGGCGGAAAUGGCGCAGCGAAUACUCAUGAAUGAGUUCAAGCAGCUGAGCAAGGAGAAAUGGACCAACAUUGAGCUUAUCAACGAAAAUGUCUUUGAGUGGAGUGUGGCCCUCAUUGUUAUGAAUGAGGAAUCCAUGUAUUACGGCGGCUACUUCAAGGCCAGGAUGACAUUUCCUCGCAACUACCCACAUAGCCCGCCAGACUUCAAGUUUAUCCGACCACUUUACCACCCAAACAUUUACCCUGACGGUCGCCUGUGCAUCUCCAUCCUCCACCCACCUGGCGAUGACGAAAUGUCCGGCGAGACUGCUGCGGAGCGUUGGUCGCCCGUGCAGCGAGUCGAAACAGUCCUUAUUUCCAUUCUCUCUCUAUUGGACGAUGCCGAGGUCUCUUCCCCUGCCAACGUCGACGCAGGUGUCAUGUUGCGUAACAAGCCAGCCGAAUACAAGGAGAUGGUCAAGAAGGAUCUUGAAUUGUCAAAGCAGGAUAUCCCAGAGGGUUUCGUCAUGCCAACCAACGAGACUGCGUGGAAGAAGGAGAAGGACGAAGGCGACUUUGAAAUGAGCUGGGAAGACAGCGAUGCUGAGAGCCUUGACUUUGGCGGCAGCGAAAGCGAAUUUGACGAGGAUCAAGAGAUGGACUCUGAGUUUGAGGGCGAAGACGACGAUGGCGAGGACGAAGAUGAGGAACAUGCUCCUUCGAAGCGCUAG